Messenger RNA from Lineus longissimus, 4393 nucleotides. RefSeq names its product ras-related protein Rab-3. The record is from RefSeq and is a predicted model, not a curated record. Gene Ontology annotation, cellular component: synaptic vesicle; plasma membrane; endosome. The transcript has 5 exons. Gene Ontology annotation, molecular function: GTPase activity; GTP binding; myosin V binding. The coding region runs from base 204 to 863 and encodes 219 amino acids. NCBI's taxonomy places the organism in Eukaryota, Metazoa, Nemertea, Pilidiophora, Heteronemertea, Lineidae. Gene Ontology annotation, biological process: regulation of exocytosis; protein localization to plasma membrane; protein secretion.
AAAGAAGCUUGCUUGACGUCACACUGUACAUCCAUCGCCAUAUUGAAUUGGAAAGUCUCUCGCGCUCUCCCCGGUUGAUAUUAGUGCCUGCAUCUUUGCUUUUAAAGCCUUGGAAUACUCACUCUUAAGACAAACUGUGAAUACUUCAACUAUACAAUUAUCUCUCUGUGAUCACAUAGCACUAAACAAGCAAAAUAGCUAAGAUGGCCUCAGCUAGCGAUUCCAAAUGGCAGAAGGAUGCCGCCGACCAGAACUUUGACUAUAUGUUCAAAUUGUUAAUAAUAGGCAACAGCAGUGUGGGUAAAACCUCGUUCCUUUUCCGGUACGCGGACGACUCAUUCACAUCCGCUUUCGUAAGCACGGUGGGAAUAGAUUUCAAGGUCAAGACAGUAUUUAGGCAAGACAAAAGAGUUAAACUACAGAUAUGGGACACCGCAGGUCAGGAAAGAUAUCGUACUAUAACAACUGCAUAUUAUAGAGGUGCUAUGGGAUUUAUACUAAUGUAUGAUGUCACGAACGAGGAGUCUUUUAAUGCAGUACAGGACUGGUGUACACAAAUCAAGACUUACUCUUGGGACAAUGCACAAGUUGUGCUAGUCGGUAACAAAUGCGAUCUGGAAGAUGAGCGCGUCGUUUCAGCAGAGAGAGGCAAACAAUUAGCCGACCAGCUAGGCCUAGAAUUUUUCGAGACAUCAGCGAAAGAAAAUAUCAACGUAAAAGCAGUGUUUGAACGGCUGGUUGACAUCAUAUGUGACAAGAUGUCGGAGAGUUUAGACUCGGACCCGACCAUCGUCAGUAGUGCAGCAAAAGGACCCCGACUUACGGAAAACCCCAACACACAGAACAGCGGAUGUCAGUGCUAAUCCUGGCCAUGUGAGCAUGGCUGUGAAGGAAGUGUUCCAUGCUGCUGUAUAUCUCUGUCAGACUUUUAUCCAGCAGCGGCCGCUGUCGGGUUAAGAACAACGAUGGCGGUUAAAGACGUGGGUGGGGUAGAGUUGGGUUGUUGACUGAGAUUAGAUACUGUUAUUGAUUGUCCCUUUCUCCCGUAGAGCAGAUCAACAUGGUGUUUCGCUGAAGCAAGGGCCAUGCUACGUCAUCAUUUUGUCUUUGAAAGCCUCAACUUUGAUCAGAAACUUCCAUAUUCCUGAAUCAGACUCGUACCUAUGAGUUAUUCCGUCAUUCUGGUCGCCCUCGUAUUCAAACAACAUAGAUUUAGAAAUUCUUUUAUCAUUCCCCAGGAUCAUGAAUCAAAAAGCCAUCGAACAUUCCAGCGUCCUGUGAUUACAGAUGCCAUUCCAGAACCACAUUCCUCAUUUUACACAAACCCAUUCCUCAUGAUGUAUAGACCCAUAUAUCCAAUCGAUAAAACAUUAUAGACAAGUGAUGACAAAUUUGUCUUGCACCAUUGAAUGUGCACUGGUUGUCAUGGUAACCCCCAGUAAACAGGCCGUUGAAAUAACCUUAUUAGUUCGGGACCAUUUGGUGUCUAAUCUCGGCCAGGGACGGAGCUCUACGCACUCGGGAGUAUCUGAAUAUCAAGAUAGUGCAAUGUUCACGUUUGUCUAAUAUCUGAACACCAUGUUGACACAAUACUAUUGAACAGAAAUUACAUGCCCAAUUUGGCAACACAUCAACUUCAGUUCAAGAGGAAAAGAGUCAGAAUUCACCUCAACCUGUAAAUUAUUCAAAAAGAUUGGGUUUUGCAUUUUGAAAUGUUGUGAGGACGUGGUGUCAGGUUGAAAGCAGACGUACAAGCAGACAGUUUCUCUCCCCAGCCAAAAGAGGUCUCUGUGUAGAAAUAUGACUUUUUUUGUUGAUUUGGACUUUGUACAUAUUGCUGUUAUGGUUUGCUGUUGAAGUAUACUUACCUACUCCUUGGCUGGGGAGUUAUUUUAGACUAGUUCCCAUUUCGUUUGACUGGUGGCGUUGGUGUAUUGCACAUCUUGCGUUCUGAUUUGAAAUUCCCAGCUUAAAUCAUCUCUGGGUUUAUUUAUGUUUACCGUACGUGGGAAGUUAUCUGUGCUAUACGUUAAACUGGUGUGGGAACGAUAACGUUGAUCUAACUAAUAAUCCUAACACCCGAAAUAUUAUGUUUGCCCUUUCACAUUGUCGAGAUUAUACUGCCUGGCAUCCAGCAUAGUGCAAUACUUGAAACUUGAUGUGAACUUCUAAAUGACCUCGGCUCAUUGGGCUUUAUGUGACUUCAUCCAAAAUCCACCUAAAUCCUUCUGGUCAAAACCACCUCGUUUAGUUUCAGGGCUCAAUAUCUAGUCACAGCACCUUGAUGGGCAUUUAGACCAUGACUACACACCUGGUGAAAUCAUUCCUUCACAGGUGAAAUAUAAAACAAGGAGUUGUCUGUAGUCACUCGUGUCAUGUUCGAGUCACCUAACUUUUGCAGAUUUGUAGCCAAGAUCGUGCUUUGUGGAUUUGGUUGAUGCAAAUGAACUCCCUGCAUUUAUUGCUGUCCCUCAUGAUCUGUUUGCGACUGCGCUGCCAUCUAUGUGUUAUGUCUGAAACCUAGAACAUCAGUCUGAAAGUGACUGAAAGUGACUGCAAGUGACUGAAAGUGACUGAUGUCGUUUUAAUUAGUCGCCUGCCUACUAGUUCAAUGCUUUUACCAGAAUCCCACAGAAAUUCAAUCAUAAGUUUGUAGUGCACACUUAGUAGUACAGUGUAGGUGUUCAAAAGAAUGGUCAGGUUGACCAAUAGCGUUGCCGGAAGUUUGAAAUUUUCAUGAUUUAGAAGAUUGACUGUUUGGCAUAGAUCUGAGAAUAGUUAUUGAAUAUGUGUGGAGUUAAUUUUAUUGUUGUUAUUUCAAAUAAUGGAAUUCCAAAGAUGAGGAAGUGUUGUACAGGAUGGUUGUUGUAAUGAUGAAAGGCUCGAGACCCUCUUGAGCCCUGAAUCACUGGUUAUCGGUUGGUUUCAGUCGGUCAUGCAGCACUAUCCCCUGUGACAAUAAAUCUAAUCAAAUCUCUUUCCUGAAGGCAAGGACUGUGAUAGUUGCCAUGGAAAAUGACCUUUUGAUGUAAAUAACUCUUAGAGGGUUUAAAGGUCAGACCUGUUAGUUUGCAGGCUUGUAUUAUGGCCUGCCUGAAGUACUUGUUUAAUCCAAAAUCACGAGCUGGCAGCACCAGCCUGUAUCUUUCAUGCAUUAUGCAUGCAGGUGUAUUUGAAGUGAGUGACUGCUGCUGCCAUCUAUAGAGUGAGGAGAACGCUAACAUUUCGAGUGGACCACAAUGUACACAAAUGUACCUAGCCUUUAGUGUGGCUCUGUCCUAGGCCUAAACGUUUAUGCAUGCCCAUUGAGUUUAGUUCUUGCCAUAGCCAAAAGGUGGCUCUCUAGUCAUAGCUUAAAAAUGUGUGAAAUGGUUGAUCAAGUAAUUGACUUGUCUCACAGGAAAUGAUGAAUGUCUGACUUUAUUAAUCUUUGGUGUAUUGCUAAUGUUCUAACUUGGACUAUACCCUGCAAACUGUACUUUAUGGACUUGAGGUGGAAUCUGCAAACCUCAAAAUGUUUGCUGAAGAAUCACUGUGACUAGCAUCUUGAAGGCCUACAAUGUUCAUUCAAAUGUGAAAUUUAAAGAUGAUGAUUUGGUCAGCAUGUUAAGACGGAUGUUGCAGGGUUGGUCAACUAUAUGAGUCGAUCAUUCUCACUUUGUUUUUAAAGUCGUUCAUUUGGGUCCUGCGAUCCUUUAACCGCCAAUCAUUCUAAAUAUAGGUCAGGUUGGUUGAAAUGUACAAUGUAUAAUUAUUGUGACAUAACUGUAGAUAUGUUCUUAUUGAGAGUGGAUAUAAAGGACUUUAUAGAUAGUUGUAGUUUCGUAGGCAGUUAUGUACUAUUUGGAUAUACUUGAGGCAGUGGGCAGAAUGAGAAACUUCCAGUAAAUGCGGUUGGCAAAAUGAGACAUUUCCCUUUGAUAUCAAUACCUGUCUUGAAUACUGUCACACGGGCAUCCAUUGGGGAGGUGGAUUUAUCACCUCUGGAUUAGUUAUGAGCUUGUGGGUAAAACCUUUUGUGGUCCUGUUGGCCACUUGGAUCAGCUGUCUGGAUUAUUAUCACCUCACCUCACUUCAUUGUCUUUCCCCUGAAUAUUCAUAAACAGAAGUCAACAGGAGAAAGCGUUUCAAGCUUAACAGAAUCUGGAUUAGAUGUGCCUAUUGAUAUGCCUGUUGGCCUCCCCACAUAUCAGAUAUCAUUCUCAUUUGCCUCUUGUGCUGAGUAUAUCCUCAAGUACACUGUAUAAUACUAAGGAAUUGUGUAGAUUGUUAAUGUAUAAUUGCAACUAUGUCUGUGAAUACAAUAAAUAAUUAGCUGGGUAACAAAUGGCAGACAAUGCCAGAUCUGUAAUCCAAACAUGAGUCAUUAAAAUGGUAACCAUGGAAAGCAUGA